AUGCAGGCCAUUGCUCAGUCUCAGAACGGACAGCCGCAAAACCACGUGUCGCUGCAAAGUAAACAGGAACCCGACAGCGACGACGGUAAUAACGCACUGCAGAGCGGGGACGAGAAUGAUCAAGACGACGACCACGACAGCUCCGGCGCAGUACGUACGGGGAAACGCAAGAGGCCGAUCUCAGUUUCGCGGAAUUCGGUCUUCUGCGAAUAUCGCGAACGCAAAAAGCCCGGACUCAGAGCCGGCUAUGGCAGAGAGUUAGAACAGAGGCUCGAUAAGCUCGAGGAGAUACUAAGAUCUCAUUCCGAGAUCUUGCAGAGUUCUUUCAUCAAUCAUCCUCACCACAACGUCGCCCCGAGUGUGCGCAAUAGUAACCCGAGCUUACCUAGCGACCAUGGCACUCCGCGCGAACCUGCACCGUUGUUUCGGCCUACCGAAUCCAUCAGGACUCCUCAGGCCGAGACUGCCCUGUUUUUACAGAAACCCUCGACGUUCCCUUCAUCGUCGCAGCACGUAGACUUCGGUAUACCGUCGUCGACUCCGUCUAUGCAUUCCAUGCAUGACGGCUUCCAACCACAGAUGCCCAUGGCCGGCAUUUCUCCUCCCAAUCAGCUAGGAAACAACCUUCAACCAGGCCCAGCGGCUCAAGAGUAUUAUAGUCAAGCCCAGCAACAACAGCAGGUUCGUUCUCCGGGCAUGAACGGUCCCCAGGGCCAGACCGACCAAGACCUCCCUCCAUAUGAUUUGUUAUAUGCUCUGGUUGAUUUAUACUUCAAGCAUAUCAAUACAUGGUGUCCCAUAUUACACAGAAAGACCACACUGGACUCACUGUUCGGGCCAUCUACAUUAGAUGAUACCGAUAAGGUGCUUCUUCAUUCCAUCGUUGCUACAACGUUAAGAUAUUCAACAGACCCCCGACUCACAGAAGAAAAGAGGAGACAUUACCAUGAUAUCUCGAAGCAAAGGGUUUUGCUCUAUGGCAUGGAGAACUCAUCUGUCAAGUCGUUGCAGGCUUUAGUAAUCUUGGCACUGGAUUUAUGCGGAAGCAGUAAUGGUCCACCAGGCUGGAACAUUAUGGCCUUAAUCACUCGCUCGGUCGUUCAGUUGGGUUUAGCUGUUGAAAGCAACUCGCUCUCCGUAUCGCCCAACUAUGCAUCGAUAUAUACCUUGCGAGCUAUGGUCCUACCAGAACCAAAAGAUUUUAUCGAAGAGGAGUCGAGGCGGAGACUUUUCUGGAUGAUAUAUCUCCUGGAUCGAUACGCGAUGAUUGCUACUGCGUUCGAUUUCGCAUUGGGCGACAAGGAAAUUGAUCGGACGCUACCUUGCCGGGAUGAUCUGUGGAUUAAGAAUCAAAAAGUCGAGACGAGGUGGUUCCACACACAAGGCCGUCCUCCAGACCACCCGGAUCACGAUGUGAACAAACCUGAAAACUUGGGGGCUUUCUCGUACUACAUCGAGAUACUUGGCAUACUCUCCAAGAUUCACGAGUUCCUGAAGCAGCCUGUCGACAUUGGCGCGUUAGGCGAUGUCGAGCAGUGGCAACUUCGAUAUAAAGAGCUCGAUAACCUUCUGGCCUCUUGGAAGUUCGGUCUCCCCGGCGAAUACGGUAACAUGGCCAAAUUGUUCCAGCCUGGCGGUAGCAAGACGCUGAACUGCGGGUGGGUCAUGCUGCAUGCUACCUACCACACCGCCGUGAUUCGUCUGCAUUCAUCGGCGGCAUAUCCGACUACCCGAUCCCCCAUAUUCACUCCAUCCUAUAGCGCCAGUCAACGUUGCCUUGGAGCGGUGGAAAACAUUGCGGCUCUCGGUGAAUUCGUGGUACAAAAUGGUAUGUUGAACAAACUUGGCCCACCUUUCGCUUUCACCUUGUGGGUUGCUGCACGACUCCUGCUUGUUCAUGGCUCAACGGUUGAGCACAAAUUGGCACCACAGAUUGCCUUCUUGGUAGAUACGCUCCGCGACAUGGGUAGAUAUUGGCCCGUGGCGGGAAGAUAUUGCCAACUGCUUCAGAGGGUUCUUGACGAGCAUAGCGACAGCGAGCGUGCUUCGGGUCAGACGGGUGAGCGGAUCACACCAUCUUCGGUGAAGAUUUUAGCAGAUAUGAGGAGGACGGCGUUUGAUCUCGAUUUCUUGAUUAGUCGCCAACCCCGUGCUCUGGCGGGCGCGCCAAGUCGCAGGCCCAGCGUGACUCCGGCACGUACUCCGGCGCCGAAUGAGCUAGAAUACCUGGACGUCUUUGAUUUCUUCAACGUGCCACGAUUGCCAUUCAGCCAUGAGGCAUCUACGGCACCACCAAACACAAAUGAGAUGAAUUCGGAGAACACGGGGACGAACAACGAAAACGGAAACGGAAACGGAAACGGGAAUGUGAACGGCACCAAUGGAACAUCCAACGAAUUUAACAUCACGAAUUUCAUGGUUGAUGCGAAUAGCGACUGGCUAUUCAAGCAGCCGAAUUAGUUGCGUGUCUGUGACAUGGACAUUCCCCAGUCAUUAUUGUAUCUCUUGCGACACCUGGAGGACAAACUUGGUAUUUUACAAAAGAUUAGCGAAUACCAGACGGGAAAGGGCUCUUCUCGACUUCGCUUAGGAGGGAACGAGAGUUAGGAUCUGUGUACGUAUAUGACUUGAACCCACCCCGGAUUUCGGGGUGGUGAUAUUUGGAUUACUAGAUCUGUCUUGGGAAAUUGGAUUCAAAAGUCAGGCUGCCGGGGUCAUUCGGGAGCUAUGUUUUUUAGUAUGAACUUUAAUUGCAAGUGACGCAAAAUAUCGGCACAUAAGCAUUUUAACCCUGAUGAAACUAACGAAAUAAACGAUGUUUCAGGGCCGGCUAUGAAGACAAGGAGGGCAUUUGACAGGC
Messenger RNA from Annulohypoxylon truncatum, 2860 nucleotides. Its product is annotated as putative C6 transcription factor. The record is from RefSeq and is a predicted model, not a curated record. The transcript is spliced from 2 exons. Gene Ontology annotation, cellular component: nucleus. Gene Ontology annotation, biological process: DNA-templated transcription. Gene Ontology annotation, molecular function: DNA binding; zinc ion binding. Lineage: Eukaryota; Fungi; Ascomycota; Sordariomycetes; Xylariales; Hypoxylaceae. Bases 1 to 2460 code for a protein of 819 amino acids.